Messenger RNA from Patiria miniata (bat star), 619 nucleotides. Its product is annotated as chromatin modification-related protein YNG2-like. The coding region runs from base 1 to 528 and encodes 175 amino acids. Lineage: Eukaryota; Metazoa; Echinodermata; Asteroidea; Valvatida; Asterinidae. The record is from RefSeq and is a predicted model, not a curated record. The transcript is spliced from 2 exons.
AUGGGACUGUCACGAUUGCGUGCUGCGCCCGCGCCAUGUUUUAAAAUUGCGGCGUACGGUAAAGAUGAUUUCGUGACGGGCUCCGAUUUAAGCGAUUUGAGCGACGUUUCUGACGAAGAAUUUGACGAAAACGAUGUAGCUGACAUCGAUAAUGAGUCCGAAGAUGACGGUCGGCAGUAUUGUGUAUGCGGGGAGCCCUCCACUAUGGAGAUGAUCGCGUGUGAUGACGAUCAAUGCACCGUUGUUUGGUGGCAUAUAGCUGCGCUGGAGUUUGUGCCGAUACAAUCCCAGAUACCUGGAAAUGACACUGCUAUUACAUAUUGCAAAUUCCUUAAAUCUUGGAAAGUAGACUGUAGUGAUGAAACUGCUAGGACAUUUCUUCAAUACACCAAUGACUGGAUUGACAAACAAAAUCGGGGUGGGUUAUUUCGUGUGUCUGAUGGGGUGUAUUUAUUGUUCCGAUCCAUGGAGCAUGAGACUUGUAAAUAUUUGACAAAGAAUAAUCUGAAAACGUUUUCCAGGAUGUGAUAUUCAGAGCACUCUUUUGAACAACAUUAAGGGUAGUCAUCGGGUACAAACCUACUGGUGCAGUUUAACACAAGGAAAGAUAAAUGGGGAC